CCGCGGCGGGUGCGCGCGCGCGCAGCCCGUGGCAAACCCCGACCCUGGGCAGGUGACCGCAAGAGGUCUGCGGGCCCGUCAGUGCGGAGUGAGGCGCGGAGGGAUCCGUGAGAGUCGCAGUGCGACAGCACGCGGACCGGGGGGCGCGCCCACCGGGCGGGGCGGGGCCGGGCUAGGCGGGGCGCGCGCGGCGGCCUUUGGGGACCAUUGGGGCGGGCGGCGGCAGCGGCGGCGCGCGCUGCGGGCAGUGAGCGUAGAGGCGCGGACGCGCGGCGGAGCUCGAGCUGGUGCAGCUGGUGCAGCUGCUGCCGCUGCCGGAGGAACCUCGAUCGCCGCGCUCCGGACACCCGGCUUCGCCAUGGCUGACCAGCUGACUGAGGAGCAGAUUGCUGAGUUCAAGGAGGCCUUCUCCCUCUUUGACAAGGACGGAGAUGGCACUAUCACCACCAAGGAGCUGGGGACGGUGAUGAGAUCCCUGGGACAGAACCCCACUGAAGCCGAGCUGCAGGACAUGAUCAAUGAGGUGGACGCGGAUGGGAAUGGGACCAUUGACUUCCCAGAGUUCCUGACCAUGAUGGCCAGGAAGAUGAAGGACACAGACAGUGAGGAGGAGAUCCGAGAGGCAUUCCGCGUCUUUGACAAGGAUGGCAACGGCUACAUCAGCGCUGCAGAGCUGCGUCACGUCAUGACGAACCUGGGCGAGAAGCUGACCGAUGAGGAAGUGGAUGAGAUGAUCAGAGAGGCCGACAUCGACGGGGACGGCCAGGUCAAUUAUGAAGAAUUUGUACAGAUGAUGACCGCAAAGUGAAGGCCCCGGGCAGCUGGUGAUGCCCAUUCUCUUGAUCUCUCUUCUCGCGCGCGCUCUCUUCGACACUCCCCUGCGUACCCCGGUUCUAGCAAACACCAGUUGGUUGACUGAGAAUCUGAUAAAGCAACAAAGGAUUUGUCCCAAGCUGCAUGAUUGCUCUUUCUCCUUCCUUCUGGAGUCUCCUUCCAUGCCCCCUCAUCUCUUCCUUUUCCCUCCGCCCUUUCCAUCCACUUCUCGCAAGGCCUGAUGCAUUCAUGAGAUGAACCUCCCCAUUCCCCUUGGGAGCCUCUGCCCUCCUCCAGCCCGGGUGGCUCGCCUCCAUUUUGAUCUGCUUCCUUUCAUUUGUCAUCUUCUUUGGGGUGCUGGGGUGGCUGCCAGCCUUGUCCUGAGACCUGCCAGCAGGGCGGAGGCCCUCACCCAGGCAGAGGAGCAUGCCUCUGGCUGUUGCAUGUGAUUGCGUGUGCAGAUCCCAGCAGCCCUUUGGGGCAGGGCUGCCAAAAGGCAUUCCAGAAGGACUGAGGGGGGUUGAAGAAUUGUGGUGUUGUCUGGCUGUGGCCCAGAGACAGGGUCAGGGGCCCGGGCGUCUUGGAAGCUGACAUUCUUCUACCACUUGAGGAAGCUGACUAAGAAGGGGACUGACCGAGUGGACUACACUCAGAUCCCACAGGCUGCUAUCCUGAAACCCUCGGGUUGGCUUCCUGAGGUUAGGCUGGGUGGGGGCUGCUCCACUGGCCACUCUGCGAAUUGUACAGGCCCACGUUCCUAAGGCGGUCUCACGCUGUUCUGUAAAUACCUGGUGCUAACAUCCCGCGCUGCUCACUCAUGACACACCUGCCCACCCGCACCGAGGGCUCCUCUUGGAACGGAUGUUGGGAUGGUCGCUUUGUAAUGUUGUGGCUAUCCUUUUAUUCUCUCUUUAUGCUCCUUAAAACUUUAAUUUUGUCAAAACCAUGCUGGGCUAACUGAAGGAUGGGGAGAGGGAAGAUGCGCCCCACCUCGCUCUGGAGAGAACACACCUGCAAUAAAACAGUCUUGUCCGCUCGGCCCGCCCCUCCCACUUCUCUUCGUGGUGGCCCCUCCGCAGCCCCUCCAUAUCUGUGCUGUGCCCAUGCCGCCUCUCCCCGCCUGUCCCCUCCCCCGCCUGCCUGCCCCCACACUCCCCCAGCGGAGAGCAUGAUCCGUGGCUUUGCUUCUGACUUUCGCCUCUGGGACAAGUCAAUGUGGGCAGUUGGGUCGUCUGGACAUUUUUUCUCCUUUUCUGUUGGUUUCAUCGACCCCACCCACCCAGACUGAUCAAGUGGCUUUUCCUGGGACCUGCCCAGCUUGGAGAAUCUCUCCUCAUCCACCCCCUGGCACCCAGCCUCCAGGAGGGAGGGGCAGGGCAUAGUGGGAGACCCAGCCAAGAGCUGAGGGUGAGGGCAGGUAGGUGGGAGGCUGUGGACGUUUUUGGAGUGUUUUGGUUUCAGUUCUGUUUUGUUUUUUUAAACCGGGCAAUAUUGUGUUCAGUUCAAGCUGUGAAGAAAAAUAUAUAUCAAUGUUUUCCAAUAAAAUACAGUGACUACCUGA
This is a messenger RNA of Manis javanica (Malayan pangolin), 2374 nucleotides long. It is a transcript of the gene CALM3, whose product is annotated as calmodulin 3. Gene Ontology annotation, molecular function: calcium ion binding. Lineage: Eukaryota; Metazoa; Chordata; Mammalia; Pholidota; Manidae. The record is from RefSeq and is a predicted model, not a curated record. Gene Ontology annotation, cellular component: myosin II complex.